CACGGUUUAGGGAGGACCUGUCUGUCGCUCCCCCUCUGUCGUAUUUCCCCUCAAAGCCAUCUUAUUGUAACCGCUCUACCUGCCUGCCUACCCGUGUGGCACGCAGUCGCACCGUCCGUCGGUGUUGUUAAAAACGUCGGGGAAACUGGGCUCAGUGAAAACUGCGGCUUAGUUAACUUUUGUUUUCGAAUUUUCUUUUUAUUUAUUUUGUGUGUGACCUCGCCUCUUCGACAGAGGGCUAGUGAAAUAUUUAAGCAACUUCGAUUGGUGCCUCUGAAUAAAUGAUCAGGUUUAGCUGUUUGGGACGGGAAAAAAAUCUAAUAAUUCUACGUAAGUCUUAAUUUUAAAAAAAAUGGGUGGUAGAAUAAAAGCGAGAUGAAAGGACGCAACAUAAACAUCAUCUAAAAGAAAUAGCACCUAAAGGAAGUUUAGAUUUAAGGAAUCAACACUAAAAAAAGCGAUGUUGAAAACCAAACUUAAUAAAACCAAAAUGAUAAUGAUGGAAUUAAAAUAGUUGGAGGAAUAUUUUCGCGUCACUAAGGAAGUUUGCGCCAUGACAUCGAGAGGCUGUGCGUAGUUGUGUAAGCGAGAUCAGAUAAAAAUUAAAGUUAAAGAAACGAAGAAAAUACAAAAGAGAAAAUACGAGGAAAUUCAUUUCUCAACCUCCCACAGUAACGUUGGAAACACGAUGAUGAUGAUGCCUAGUGCGUAUAAAAAGUAAAAAAAAAAAAAAAAAGUAAAAGAAAAAGUUAUAUUCAUUUAUUCUUUCGGAUUUAUGUAAAAAAAAAAAAAAUCGAAGGAUGUCGACGGAGGAAUGCAAGAAUUAGCGGGAAUAAGGAUUUGAAAGCAGGACCUUUUCUUCAAGAAGGAGCUUUUUCACUCUUAUAUUAAGAUGGCAUGGCAAUUCACGAGACGGCUGGACCUGCGCCUCUGUUUGUGGGCGUGGCUGUGGGCGUGUUGUAUCCUCCGUGGGGUCGUAGGUCAGCUGUCGCCCUGUCCCUUCAACAACAUGUGCAGGUGCAACUAUGCCCCUGAGGGCACGAACGCCGCUCUAUCCGUCGGGCACAUUGUCUCUGAGCCAAUCACCGAAGUGGUCUGUUCCGGGGUCCCUUUUGCAAAGCUGCCAGCCGUCCCACCUGGGUUGCUGCUUCACAUGGACAUCCUGAAUUCGGGGCUGGCAGUCAUCAGCAACGGAGACAUAGUUGACGUGAAGGUCGAAAGUCUUCGAGUGAUGAACAGCAAAUUGCGCUCUAUUGGAGACAAGGCUUUGAUAGGAAUGGCACAGCAUCUCAGAUCGCUGGACCUUAGUGACAACUUAUUAGCCAAAGUACCCAAAGAUGCCCUAAAGCCCUUGAAGACUUUGGAAUGGUUAAGCCUUAGCGGGAACCAAAUAGUCGACCUCGUCAGGGAGGACUGGGUACCGCAGAGGGAGACACUGAUAUCCGUCUACCUGGGUAAUAACGACAUCGACAAGGUGCCCCAGAACGUCUUUGCCGACUGGGACAGGUUGGUGUGGUUGGACCUUAAGAAGAACAAUAUUCUGUUCCUCCCUCCGAACUCCCUGGCCAGGACCAUACGAACUCUUGACUUGAACCACAACCUCCUCACUGAUUUCCCGAAGGAAGCCGUGAGCAACAUCGAGCACCUCUCCUGGCUCUUCCUGAGAGGCAACCUCAUCGACAGACUGCCGGACACAGGAUUCCCCGCACCCAAGAUGCUCGACCAGCUGGAUUUCGGCGAGAAUUUCAUUCAGUUCAUCCCGACCAAUCUCUUCAACAAUUCUCUGACAGCUAGAGAUUUGUACUUGGAUUUCAACCUCCUGACUGAAAUCACAGAUGAAGCAUUCAAGGGCGUCAACCCGGGUCGUCUCUUCCUGACAGCGAACAACAUCUGCAACAUCACGGACCAUGCCUUCCUGGGAGGCCCCGAGCACUCCCUCAUCCUCAUUAACAUAGAAAAAAACCGUCUGGAGGGAAUACCAAAGGCCUUCUCCUACUUGCAGAAGCUUCGGUUCUUCCACAUCCACGACAACAGAAUAGCUAAGAUCCAUGACGACGCCUUCAGGAACAUCUGUGAUACCCUUGGAUCGCUUGGGUUGUCUGGAAAUCAGCUCAAAGCAGUGCCAAGAGAUGCCUUGGAAAAUUGCACAAAUAUAUUUCACUUGAACAUAGGCUACAAUCAAAUAACGGAAAUAAGCGAAGAGGAUUUCGAAACUUGGGGUGACAGUUUAAGCACCUUGAUACUUAGAGGCAACAAGCUGUACAGUAUUCCGCCUCAUGUGUUCAGAUAUACACCUAAACUACAUGAACUCAGCCUCUCUUUCAACCGAAUUGUUGAUAUCACGCCUGAAUCCUUCAUCGAUGUCUUAGACACGCUAGAAAUUCUUGAGAUCAGUUUUGGCUUCUACAGAGAUGAAUUUCCAGAGACCAUACUGAAGCCCUUGACUUCACUUACCUGGAUUGCUCUAGACAAUAACAAUAUUAGAACCAUAUCAGAAACGGCUCUUUAUUCUUUUGGUAAGCUUCGCUACUUUAACAUGGAGUCGAACCGUCUCACUUACAUUCCAAAAACACUGUUCCAUCAGAAUGUACAUAAAGAGCUUAUAGACAUCAGAAUUGGCCUCAACUUUAUAGAACGGCUAGAAUAUGAAACCUUUCAUAAUUUAGAUAAGCUUAGGACUAUUGUGCUCACAGGUAACAGAAUAAGAACUGUCCACAAUGAAGCUUUCAAAUUCUUACCUAAACUUAAGACUGUACUGUUAGCCAACAACUUCAUUGACAAAAUAGAGCCCAGAGCUUUCUGCGACUUGCCCAGUCUAAUGGAGCUUCAGCUGCAGCACAAUAAAUUGAAGGAGUUGAACUUGCUCUCGUUCUACAAUGUCACAAGCAACUCGAGUCUCCUCUCCCUGAACAUAUCUUUCAAUGAGAUUGCAGAACUAGGCGUAUCAUCUGGAAUCCCUCCACAAGUCAAAACCCUUGACGCCAGCCAUAACAAAUUAAUAGAAGUGCCUAUUAACUUUUUACAAGCCUUGAAGUUUAACCUGGAAAGCCUCAACCUGGGAUACAAUCUCAUCAAGAAACUCGACAGCAGUGCCUUCGGAGAUAUCACCCAGCUACAAAUGCUAAUCCUUGAACACAAUGGCAUUGAGAAAAUACGUCCAAGAGCAUUCUCACCUCUGAGCAAAGUACAAGUCCUGGAUUUGAAUCACAAUCAUCUUGUCAACCUGCCACCAGAAUGCUUUAGUGAUACCACUACCUUGAGAAUUCUCGAUUUGUCUUACAACCACCUCCGUUCCUUGCCUAACUCGGUGUUCCGUGGAACCAUGCUAGAAACACUUCGGUUGUCUCACAACGAGUUUGUCUCGAUGCCCACAGCUGGCUUUGCUGAAGUUGAGAAUACUCUGCACUACCUAGAUGUCUCCCACAACCAUCUGGAGCACCUAGACAGCACCAUGUUCUACAGCUUUCCCAAGCUCUUCGAACUGAACCUAGCCAACAACCGCUUGUCGAUCCUCCCUGAUAACGUCUUCGUUAGCUUGACCAACCUCAUAAGCCUAGACCUAAGCGGUAACCCCGUCCGCGCCAACUUCAAGGAGUUGUUCCACUACACUCAAAACGUCCAGACACUCAAUUUGGCUAACAUUGGCUUCUCGUCGUCCCCUAACAUACCCUUGCCGAAUCUAGUGACCUUGAAUUUGUCGUCAAAUUCCAUAUCGGAGAUUGAGGUUCAGUCGAUCGAGACUCUACACGAGCUGCGUUCUCUGGAUCUGUCGCACAACAAGCUGACACAGGUCAGGUCGCGCCUGUGGACUCGCAUGCCUCAUCUCAAGUACCUAGAUUUGUCCUUCAAUCCCAUGCGAUCACUGACCAAGGACAGUUUUGGAGGAGCUUCGAGGAUUGAGACUCUCGUCCUGAGGAACCUCGACGACAUUACCAGAUUCGAUUACGACGCCCUCUCUCACAUGACCUUCCUGAGGGAGCUCUACAUGAACACAUUCCCCAGCAUUGAAAAGUACAGAUUCCGCGUCGGCCACUUAUUGGCCACAGUUCACACACUACAGAAGCUUCACCUGGAGGUCCGAGAAGAGUCCCUGACCGACCAAAUCAUGGGGGCCUUCGGUCCCAAGCUGAAGGAACUCCACAUCACGGGACAAAACCUGAAGGACAUCGAUUCCAAGACGUUCAGGGGAUUCCAAAACAGACAUAUGCUGCAGCUGUCCAUCACGGACACGUCCGUCACGUCCUUACCAGAUGGCCUCCUGACCCACGUGUCGGACGUCGCCUUCCUGUCCCUGGACUUACGAAGGAAUAAGCUGAAGUUCCUGAACCCUCACGUUCUGUACCAGAACGGCUCCGACUGGGAGAGCAAAGGAACGCUCUUCGUCCGAGGUGGCAUUGCCCUGGAGGGAAACGAUUGGACCUGCGAGUGUUCCCUCGUUUGGCUUGGUCGUUGGCUCAGGAGAUGGUUGCGAGAAACACUACAGAUUCACACAGCGAUGGUCAAGGGUGCCCAGGAGGUACAAUCCAAAGUCCGCGCGGCCACCUGCUACGAUCCCCGGAGGGGGCAGCACCUGCCCUUGCUGGAACUCCACUCGGAGGACCUCGGGUGCCACGCAUCGGCCCUGAGCGACUCCGGGCUCGCGUCUUCGACGGCGACUCCGAAAGCCUUCAUUCUGGGUCUGGCGGCGCUGGUGCUUUUGGCCCCGAUGGUCGUCCAGCAACUGCUCGGGUCCUGAUAGAAAGACGUUUAUAUAUAAGAAAAAAAAAACCUCUGCCGAGAUAAUUUUUUGGUGUCUAAAGGAGAAGAAGAAGAUGAUGAGAAAUGUUAUUAAAUGAUUUUUUUUUUCAAAGAACUGUUCGUCAUUAAAUGGUUUAUAAACAACUCUAUAUAUAUAUAGGUUUAGGACGCUUCGCGAAGAAGUGUUGGCUGGAGUGAGAUUUCGCGGCCUGGCCCUGUUCCUCCUAACGGGUGGUGAGAGAGAGAUAGAAAGGGGGAGAGAGAGAGAGAAAAAGAGAGUUUCGAUGAAAAAAAAAACGGUGCAUAAGGCCUCACAAUUUGGGAAGGAAGGAUAAUGUUUUAUCUGUAGAUACUGAAAUAUAUAUUAUUUAUAUGAUAAUAUAUAAAUACUCUUUUUCCCCUCUCGUUCCUUUAAUUAAGGAGACUUGGAAAUAAACAGCAAUAAGAGAUAAGGUGCACUUUAUAUUUUGUAAUAUCUCCAGCACAAAUAUGUUUAAUAAGGAAAGUUCAUUCGCUGGACUGCUGAUGCAAUGACGGACGAGUGAGCAUCAAGAUUGGAAAAUAAUAAAAUAAAUGAAAAAAAAAAUACGGGUUCAAGCAAUAGAAUUGGAAUGAUCAAACCUCUGCAUAGUGUGACCUCAGUUUAAAAAAUAAAAAGGGAUAAGAAAUAAAAUGUAUGAGCCAAUUGCAGUGGCGAGAGGUGAAUUAAAAUAGAAAAUAAGAAUAACACUUAUCCUUCUGCUAAGUGCCACUAGAUAUAAUAUAUACAUAUAUAUAUAUAUAUAUAUAUAUAUAUACAUAUAUAUAUAUAUAUAUAUAUAUAUAUAUAUAUAUAUAUAUAUAUAUAUAUAUAUAUAUAUAUAUAUAUAUAUAUAUAUAUAUAUAUAUAUAAAUCGAUGAACAACUUUUUCAAACCAGUUCCUUCCCAGUGCUUCUGAGACAGACUGUUAUUGCUUGUAAUUUCCGCUUGCAAAGAAUAUUAUAAUAGUUUGUACAAAACAAAAAACAUUAUGAGAAUAAGCGAAUGUGUCACCUGACCAGGAAGCGUCUCUUAUCUUUGGAGACAAAAUUUGAUUCGCUGAAACAGAAACAAAAACAGUUAAAGAAAAUCGACGCGUUAGAACGUGAGACAGACUGAUGUUGGGUCUCCCCUUGACCUCAGGUUGGUGACCUGACCCGACAUCAAGCUUCGACCAGAGUCGCAGGAUUGAAAAGGUGAUCAUUGAAUCACUCUAACUCGACUAAGAAGUGAUGGUAAUGACAGUGAUAAAAAAAAUAAGUGAGCUAAGAAUCACAAGUGUAAAGGCCUAAUACAACCACUUUCUUUAAUCUGUGUGAAAUCACUUUAAAAAAAAAAACCUAAGCUAUCUCUCGUUCGUUGACACAAGUAGUAGUUUUUUUGUUGUUGUUGUUCCCGUUGUUGUUAAAGAAACAAGACUAUCAGUGAUUUUUUUUUCUUUUGACAUUCGUAGAACAUUUUUUUUUUCUUUUUGGCAAACUUUCUUUGUCGAGUAGGAAUCGUGAAGGUAGAAGAGAAGAAAACAUAACUUUCAAAUCUUUUUGACCAAUAUCUGCACAACUUCCGUAGUUAGAAACGAAUGUAUACUUAGAGUUUCCUUUCAUUUGUUUCGUUCCAGUUUCAGAUGGGGCUGUUUCAUCAAGAUAUUUUCGUAAUUCCGUUUUAUCUCUUUUUUUUAAUACUAGGUUUUUUAGACGAAACCGUCUUAAUGUCGAAAUUAUGCCAAGUUACAGAAAGCAGUUUGAUUUUUUUUUUUUAAAUGGUAAAUUCACAUCUUCUAUUGGUAAACAAUUCAUGAGGGCAGAAGGGAAUUCUCUAUCACUAUUCGUUUGAGCGACUUUUUAUUUUAUUUCUCGAAAUUUCGCUGAAGACACGUAAAGUUUCUAUACAGAAAGUAAAUUUUUUUAUAACAUAAAAUAAAAAUUAAAUAUAAAUCAUGCAUUGGCAAACAAUUUGAGCGGGGUUAGGGGAAAUCAUCACUAUUUUCGUUUUGAACGAAUGUUUAUUCUUAUUUCUCUCAAAAUUCGCUGAAGAUACGUAGAGCGUUUCUAUACUAUUAGCGAGCACGUAAACCAAAUGUACAGUUUCCGACAAGGAAAGAUUUCAUGACACUCUAGUAGGAAGCACAUAACUCUAUUUUUCAUCUUUAUAAUUGUAACCGCUGGCGAAUGUUUUGCCAAAACCUCCGUAGGAAUAAAUGACUUUUCAAUUAUCAUUGAUUCAAAAAAGCAAAUAAAGAAAAUACGAAACAUAUGUCGCUGACGAAGAAGAUGAAAUCGGUAAUAAGGUUCUCGGAGACGUCACAGGAAUUCGGGCAUAAAUAUGCAAUCUUAAAAAGGAAAAUGAUUAUCUUUCAAAAACUAUACGUGGGAAACGUAUCCUUGGAAAUAUCUUCAAAAAUAAAAAAACUCCAAAAAAUAAACUCUCCACGAGAUAUAGAUUUGAUCUUCUUCUUCCGAAAGACUAUAGUAGAAAAAAAAAAAAUAUAUAAAUUCUCCUGGCUGUAAUUUGGGAAUCAAGCUAACUGCCGCUGACUUCUUUUUUUAAAUUAGAUGAACCGCUUCACUUAACACUAUUGGCAUCUAAGAAGGAGCAAUCAGUAUCCUGUACUGGGUAUCAUUCUCUCUUUUUCUAGCAGCUUCUCGUACAAUCAUAUAUAAUUUAAAAAAAAAAAGACGAACACAAUAUCAUCUGUCACAUUCAGGGAAUCCGUGAAUAUCAAGGAGCUUAUUUCACUCGUUAGUUAAGAUGACGCAACGGCUAUAAUGAAAAUGGACCUUGUUUUUGUAUUUAAGUGAAGGUGACAUCAUUCUUAAAACACUUUAUUUAUAAUGAUCACUGUAUUUUCUAUCAUUUCCUCUAAUUCUUCAAGAGGCGUCGCCUCAGUUCUUGUUUUUUUUUUUCCAAUUCUCUCCUUAAGUUUCUUUAUUACUUGUUCUAUUUCUAUCUUUUCCUCUCAUUUAUUCACAUUCCUUUUCUGUCUACGCCGAUUCCUCCUUCUGUUUCCCGUCAGUCUAACUCUACCGUCUUUUUUCAUAUCGUCGCCUUCUUCCUUCCAAGCUUCAUCCUUCCAAGCUUUCAUCCU
Molecule: messenger RNA, 7841 nt
Organism: Macrobrachium nipponense
Lineage: Eukaryota; Metazoa; Arthropoda; Malacostraca; Decapoda; Palaemonidae
Product: chaoptin-like
Exons: 11
Coding region: 893-4735 (1280 amino acids)
Molecular function (GO): protein binding
Source: RefSeq, a predicted model, not a curated record